ACGCUACUUCGUUUACGUCGUUUGGCGCCAGCAAGGUUUUUUCGCGGGGUGGAAGGAUCACAACGCUUUGAUGAGAGCACAGCUGUAGUGGGAUUUUGUAGCUUUCUCAGUUAAAUAUGACAACAUCAAUGGUAUAUUGUCAGUAAUUUUCAUCGUUUCUUAAAGAACGUUGAGUGUGUGAAGAUGAUGGCGACAGUGUCCCUCUCGGGCGCCAGCCUCAUUCCCCUCCUGGACUGUCUCGAGGAUACGACAGCUGGGCAGUCUGAGCAGACAGAUGCCUACCUCACCAUUGUUAGUCGUCUUAGUGGUGAAGAUGGACAGCAGUACCAUGCUGUCAUCGUGAAGCACUUUCCUCGUCUUGGUAAAAUCAUCCAGGCUCACAUCAGCAGUGAGAAUGCGGAGCUGAGCCAGGCAGCACUGCAGACCCUAGGCCUCUGUGUGUUCUACCCACACAUUGUGGCUGCCGUCCCAGAUGAUUUUGCAGAGGAUAUGCUCACAGCACUUACAGAUCUGGUGGUGAAGUCGUCUGAGAAGAACACCUGCACUCGAGCAUUAUGGGUCAUCUCCAAACAGAACUUCCACGCCGAUAUAAUCGGCAAGAAAGUACCUGACAUCUUAACAGUUCUUGAGGCUGUGAGGAACAGAGAGGACAUCCAGUCUGUCGUCAUGGAACAUGAAGCAAUAAAUGUCAUCAUUAGGUUGAUCGAGCAGGCUCCUGCCCCGAUGACCGAAGGUGCUGUUCAGUGGGCCAAACUGGUUGUCCCACUGGUGGUCCACUCGGCAUCAAAGGUGCGCCUGCGAGCGGCUGCCGCCCUGGAGAUGGGCUUGCCCCUUAUUCUGGAGAAACAGGAAGAGGUUGCAGCAAUGAUCGAGCCCAUGAUGGCAACGAAACUAAUACCUGAACUUCAGAAGCUUUUCAACAACAAAAAUGAAACAAACGUGCUUAAACUCUGGACUUUAUUUGUGAAAAUACUUGGGAAGAUGCUUCAUCGAGGAGGUUCCUUCAUAAACUCCUUGCUCUACUUGGAGGAGAUGGGCUUCCGAAGCUCCUCCCCAAGCGUGAAGAAGAUUGCUUUCUUUGCCUGGAAGAGCCUGAUUGACAAUUUUGCACUUAAUCCUGAGAUCCUGUGCAGUGCGAAGCGCCUAAAGCUCAUCAUGCUGCCGCUCAGCUCCAUCCAGGUGAAGACGGAGCCUCUGCUCCUCACCAAGAUCAACGUCUGGUGGUACCUGGUCGUCAAGCUGGGGCCCAACCUGGCCACCAACUUUGAGCAGGUUGGUGUUGCACUGCUGCAGAGCACAAUUCCAGAAUCCACACUCCUGUCUCCUACCGCAGCAUCCACCCCCAAUCGAAGUAUCGGCAACAGGAGCACCUUUCUCGUCACCACUCCCAAAGCAGGGACACUUGUGAGCAGCAGUCCAUCCCCCAGUCCCUCCUCGGCCACCUUCCCCUGUGUGCAGCUGCUGGGCCUGGAGAUCCUUCUGCACUACUUGCUCGGGCCGCAGGUCCUCGCCAUAAAGACCAAGCUCCAGCUCUGCCUUGAACCACUGACGCACCCUCUUAUGAGCAGCACCUCGUUCUUCACCAAGCACUCCUCUGUCUUCCUGUCAUAUGUCAGGAACGGGUUCAUUGCUGUUGGCAAAGAUACCCCAGGAAUGCUUCUUCACAUUAUUUGGAAGAACCUGGUUGGUCAGGUUUGCAAAACUGUUGAGUCAGGCGGUAAUAAAAAGGAUCGACAGGGGUCCGAGAUGCUGACCUUGUUGAUGCAGUCCCUACGGUCCAUUCUGCUGUCUGAAACCCUGCCAGCUAAACAAGCCCUGGACCUAUUGGAAACCACAGUGAAGGGCAUCCCAAAGAAAGUGCUUGGCUCUGCCGCCUACCAAGUGGCUGACAUGGACAUACUGAAUGGCACCCCUGCUCUUUUCCUGAUCCAUCUCUUCUACGACAGCAAACAUCUUUCAACAUUUGUGGAAGACGAGAAGUUCUUUACGAGCUUGGAGACCCUGCUGUCCUGUGGCCUGUCAGGGCCCACCUCACCCCUGGUGUUUGCAGAGGCGGUGCUGGAGACAGCGAGCCGUGAUGCAGGCACCCUGGAAAACAAAGAGCAUCUCUGGAGGAUGUGGAGUGUGGUGGUGAACCCGCUGACAGACACGAUUACGCAGUCCAACGAGGUCAAUCAAGGGGAUGCCCUGGAGCACAACUUCAGCGCCAUUCACAACGCCUUGAUGUUCCCGAUCUCCCACCUGCUACCUGGCAAAGCUCUCCCACAGAUGACCCAGAAGACCCUGUUGGGCUCGUGGUCCCGACUCUACAUGGUUUUUGCCCGGUGUUCUGCCCUGGUGGCCACUGCUGAGGAGAACGUGUGCUGUGAGGAGCUGUGUGUCAAGAUGUCUGCUGCUCUAGAUGAACUGGAUUUGUCAGAUCCUCCAGUGCUGGAUGCUAUUGUAAGCAUCCUUCACACCAUCAUUGAGAGUGUUGACUUCUCACCAUUCACCCCUCAGUUCCAGCAUAAGAUGAAAUCUCCUCGUACUCCUCUGGGCUGGGUAAGGAAAAAGAAUAAAGCACUGGGCAACAUCUCCGGUUUUCAUCUGUUACUAGUGCAGUGUCUAGAAGCAUUCCUUGCGUUGGACCCAACCAAGUUGGCUGCUGAUGGUUCUGGUGUCACACUGAGUGGUGUUGGCACUGCGCUCAUCAACAUUGUGUCCAAAAUCUUCUCCAACUUGGCCCUGCCCACAGUUAUUCAAGAAGCAUUCUCCAUUCUGGCUCAACCUUUGGUCAACAUCUAUAGGCUUACUGGAAGCACUGAAAAUGAGAAGUCCAAAGCCUACUCAGUCCUUGCACAAAAAUUGGAGUGCCUCCUAGGGGACGUGUUGAGAUGUCUGCAGUCCCGUUCAGCCCUACAGUAUGAUGAUGACAUGCUGUCUCUGCUGACCCCUCUGCUCUGUGAGCUGUUCCCACACAAGAGCAAGCAGAUCCGCAGCCUUGUCACCCAGUUCUGGAAUGCCACAUUUGCCAAUGCCCCUGUUCUAAACUACCCAGAGAAACUAAGGCCAAUUUUAAGCCAGGUAAAACAGAAGACCCCUAUUAUCUUACCUGGGUUUCAGUCUGUGGAAGUACCAGAGGACAAUAGUGGAGAGUAUAGUAGUGAGUGUUCUCAGAUGGAAACCCAGAUCAGUGGUGUGACUGUGACAUCUGCGAAGAAGAGGGAAUCUUUGCUAAACAGAGCUGUUGAAUCAAAGAGCUCCGGAACGCCUGCUAAGCCUGUAUCUGUCAAGCUUGACUUUGGAUCACCGAAGCUGCCCCGUCGGAAGGUGCUGGAGGAGGAGGCCUCUGUAGAUUUUGUGUUCAUUCCUCCCGAAACGAAGGAGACCAGGGUGUUAACCGAGCACCAAAAGGAGGUCAAAAGGACUAAAAGGGUUGAUAUCCCUGCCAUGUAUAACAACCUGGAUGCCUCCUUGGACACAACCGCCUUCACCCAGUACACCCAGAGCCAGGAGGAAUCCAUGGACAAAUUGUCUGCAGAUGACCCAACUGCAACCAUUGAAAAGGACAAGGCUUUGCCUGAGACCUCCAAAGAAAAUACAGACACCGUGGUUUCCCCUGUUGUGGAUUCAGACAAGGCCAAGGAUCAACGUGAAAACGGGAGCUGCAUGGCUGAAGCAGUUCAAGAACCCACAACAGAACUGGACGUCCCUCUUGAAGGUGAAGAGGCUCUAUCAACAUCUGCUGAUGUGUCCAUGCAGGAUAUUGAUGGGCAAGAGCAAGACGCUUUCAAAGAAGACAAUAAUGAGGACAAGACUCCAAUUAAAGAAGAUGCCAGUUCCAAUAAACAGGACAGUCCUAAUGUAUCUGGGUCAUCUGAUAUGAUCUCUGGUACACCCCAGAAAGCCAAUAGCCGUCGACAGUCUUUCAUUACCUUGGAAAAGUAUGCUGAAGGCAGACCUGCCAGCCCCAGCCCCGUCAGUGCAACUCGAUUUACUGGUCCCCUUGCGAAGAACUCCGAGAGCCAGGAAACGCAGGAAAAGUCCCAGGAGUCCGCUGCACAUAGUCCACACAGCCUACUGGAAGACACCAGUCAAGAAGUCUUUAUAGAGCAAGAUAUGUCCCAGAACCAUUUGGAAGGGUGUUCUGGAGAGGAUUUGAAAGAAAUUGAAGAUGUCUCAGAAGAUUUGAAGCCCUCAACCGAACGCCCCAGUGGAAGCACAGAGGAUGAGGAUGUCAUUCCAGAUACCCAGACAAAGAUGCUGAAGGAGGAUGUGGCUGCCAAUGUUAGUCCCCCUCCAAAAGAUGAUGUAGGUGAGCCUACGUUGAAAGAAGAAACAGAUGUCGGCACAGACUCUCAGCCUUCUGAGUCCCCUCUCCUACAAAUCCGAGGAGAUCUGGGCGACAAAGAUCCAAACCUGGCGGAGACUCAGAGGAAAGAAGGUAAAAAUAAAACACGGUUGAAAAGGGCAGCUGCUGAUGAUCAGAACCGUUCAGUAUCCAAAGAAUCCACUCUUACCCCGUCUCCAGAAACGGAUAGUCAAUCCAAGGGUAGACCAGCAAGAAGGGGUAAGCUGGCUGAAGCAGAAAAUGUUGACACUGUGAAGAUGAGAAAACGUCUUAGAGGGGACAAUGAAAACAGUCAGAGUGAUUCACAAACUGUUAAAGUGGAUAGCCCAAAAUCCAGAAGAAGUCAGACAGAGCUGCUAAUUGCUACCCACACCUCAUUUCGUCCCUUAAAUAGCCAACCACUGGAUAGACCAGGGAGGAGAACUAGAUCAAUCCAGGGCACAGACUCUCAGCAGUUGAGCGGUGAAACUGAAGUAUCUGGUCAGUCACAGGGCAGACCAAUUAGGAAGACAAGACAAUCUGAAACCUCAAAUCUGCAGAAUGAAAGUCAAAGCCAAAGUCAGAGCGACUCUGAGCAACUUUCAAGUCCGGCUAAUUUCAGAGGUAGAGGUAGACCCAGGGGAACGAGAACGCUGGGCAGUGAAGAAGAGGUAUCCAAGAACAAUUCACAAAAUGCCCAAGUAGAAAACUUUGAGGUAAAAAAAACACGGAGGUACCACCAGCUUCUAUCUUCCAAUGUUGCGAACGCUGAUGCUUCGGAGACUAGAGAUGAUGUGCAGAUGUCUACAAAGAGGGGCAGGAGGCUAUAUUCUUUGAGUUCAAAGCUAAGUCACAGUCCAAUAAAUAUUGCACAAACAACAAGCACAGAGAUGUCAAACUCUGCACCCCAACAGAGCCCUUUAAAGAGUAGGUUUUGUCCUAGCAGUGAUUUUGUCGUCAGUGAUGAUGACCAAAUGUCCCAAGACGAGGUAGAAACUGUUAUUGAAGAGAAGAAUGACAUACAGGAAGAAGUAAUGGACACACAGAAGAACAACAAUGAACUCGUGCAAGAGGAGGAUGACAAACGGGCAGAAGAAAACAGUGAGGAGCCUGUAGUAAUAGCAGCAACCACACCAAGCUCACUCUGUAUAGAAGAUGUAAAUGAAGGUGUAGAUGUAAUAACAGGCACAGAUACUAAAUCAGAUGAUGCGUUGGAGGUUUCACCUGGUAGUCAGACCUUGAGGGUAGUAAAGAGGGUAGUGGUGGUCAGACAUAAGAAGCUUGAGGAUAGUAAAGAGGUAGUGGUGGAGGUGAACACCGGUAUUGAGAGAACUGAUUCUUCUUCAGACAUGAUGAAAUCUGACUCCAAAGGUCCACAUUCACAUAGUGGCCCAAGUAAAUCUGAUGGGACAAAGGAAAUUAGUUGUCCAGUGCAUAGGAAAAAGGGCGGUGGACGUCGACGCUCCAAGGGCUGCAUUUGCAAUCUUGGAGUAAAGUCUGAUGCGCUUAGCCAAAGUGAGUCACAAGCGUCCCAGGAAAAUUACACCAAUUCAGUUGACAACAACCAGUUGUCCUGUUACUCUGAGGAAAUGGCCUCAGAGGAAGUGAAGGCAGUUGGGAAUGAAACUGGACUUCCAGACUCUAAGGUACCAGAGACUGAACCUAAUGACACUUUGCCUACAUCUCUGCCAGUUAAAAUCCCAGACAUGCUUUCUGAGGAAGCUGUUGAGGGGGCUGUUUUGACACCAGAAUCAAUUGAGAAGGAUAAGGGUGAGAAUGCUGUCAAAGAGGAAUCACAAGAUGAGCUGAAGGAAAAUAAAGGGGCUUCUGAAGUGCUGGAAGGCUCUGAGUUUGUCAGUGUCAAAGAACAGAAUGAGGAGGUGGCUUCUGUAGAACCAAUGGAAGCCCAAAGCCUCAGCAAGGAAGAAGAGCACUUGGCAGAGUCUCCUGUCAGCCCCACAGAAGAGACUAUGAAAGUACAAAACAUCAUAACUACUAAUGAUGAUGGGGUUGCCCCUCUUGAGGAGGAUCCAAAAGGGGUGGUGGAAGAGGAGGAAGAAAUGCAAAUACAUCACAUAAACCCAACGUUGGUACAAAUUGAGACCUCUGAACCAGCCGUAGAGACCUCUGAACCAGCCGUAGAGACCUCUGAACCAGCCGUAGAGAACUCUGAACCAGCCGUAGAGAACUCUGAACCAGCCGUAGAGAACUCUGAACCAGCCGUAGAGAACUCUGAACCAGCCGUAGAGACGUCUGAACCCGCCGUAGAGAACUCUGAACCAGCCGUCGAGACGUCUGAACCAGCCGUCGAGACCACUGGACCAGCUGUAGAGACGUCUGAACCCAUAGAACCUCUCAAAACUGCUGAUGAGACGGAUGUGUUCUUAGACUCUCCACCGAAGCAGAAGUGUUUGGAUGCCAUCAGUGGCGAGCCGGAGGCGGGCCAGAGCCCCAGCAGCAGGAGGACCGGUGGGGUGUGGUCGCCGUCUGCAUCCCCUUCCACUAGCAUCCUGAAGAAAGGCCAGAAGAGACCAACUGAGGAGGAGUCUCCCUCACCCCUCCACAAGUCCCGACGAGUGUCCUUUGCUGACCCAAUUUACCAUCAAGAGUUGGCAGAUGAUAUUGACCGCCGCAGCCCCGUAAUUCGGACCAGUUCACCAAGAUCCAAGAGUUUUGGUGGUCAGCCAAGGUUCAUAACGACUCCAACAAAAGGUUUAUUGAACUUCAGUCCUCGUAACCUUCGGAGCCCUGGGUACAAGAGCUCUAAGAAAUGUCUGAUCUCAGAAAUGGCUCUGGAGCCUCGGCCCAUUCCGAAGGACUGUGUAUACCCUGCCCUGGUUGGCUGCUCAACUCCUGUGGAAGCGGUGUUACCACAGAUCUCCUCCAACAUGUGGCCCCGUGGCUUCGGGCAACUUGUACGAGCCAGGAACAUCAAAACAGUGGGUGACCUCAGUGCCCUUACGCCAACUGAAAUUAAAGCACUUCCUGUUCGUUCCCCAAAGUUGUCUAAUGUGAAGAAGGCACUUAAAUCAUACCAUGAACAACAGCGAAAGGUUCGUUGUGAUGAGCUUAAAGGCUUUGACGAGAUGGAGAAAAUGACGUCUGAGCCUGAAGAGCUUGAAUUACCCGAAAAUCAAGAAGAGGAAAAGACACCGGCGGAAGCACAAGAGGUGAUGACAGAGGAGCCCUCCACAGCUGAGCAGCCGCCUGAGAGCCUGUUGUGUGAUGUCCAGACCGUCGGGGAACGCUUCAGCCCAGAGGAGCUGGCCCGCUGUACUCCAGACCAGUUGGCUGUGAUGUACGGGCAGCUGAGUCAGAUGAUGAAGUCUGUUGUGGAUCGGCUGGUGGCCACCUCGAACAGUGUGCCUUGAAAUCAGCGCAAUGCCUUUUUUUUUUUUAAAGGGACUUUUGGAUGAUGGGGUUGAUGAGCUGCGAGUUCAGCCAACUCAGCUAGAAUGAAUUGUAUAGUUUUAUCUGCCAUCUCCUUGAAAAACAGUGACUAAACUACAAAUCAGUGACUAAACUACAAAACACAUGGACCGGAAUGAUGCCUUUUAGACAUCUUUUAAAUGAUGCAUUUUAGUGGACAUAACAAGACAUUUCUUUCUUUUCUCCUUUGUUUUUCUUUUUGUUUUUAAACUUGAUGUGCAUAGACUGAGCUAUGGAUAGCACAUUUUUUAAUGGCAAUCAUUGCUGAAAAUAAAGGGUUGAAAUUGA
Molecule: messenger RNA, 8026 nt
Organism: Clupea harengus (Atlantic herring)
Lineage: Eukaryota; Metazoa; Chordata; Actinopteri; Clupeiformes; Clupeidae
Gene: rif1
Product: replication timing regulatory factor 1
Biological process (GO): telomere maintenance
Cellular component (GO): nucleus; chromosome, telomeric repeat region
Source: RefSeq, a predicted model, not a curated record